UUUUUAAAUAUAAUAAAUUAAAACAUAGAGAAAUCAGGGAGAAAAAAAAAAAAACUGCCACUUCCCUUUAGAGAAGCUGCUCUGUAUAUUAACUAUUAGGCUCCUCUUGUUAUUUUCUAUCUUCAGCGGCAACAGAAGGUAUACUGAAAAAGCAGAACCAGAAUUAGAAUCAGAUCAGAGAUGUCUUCCAUAGUGAAAGGCAUACUCAUAAGAACCACACCAGAUGUCUGCAACAAUAAUAGACUUUUCAAUGGAAACAAGUAUUCAAAGCACAACGAUCUUCUAGCAGUUGGGAGAAGAAGCACAAGACUGCAGUGGCAGGAGUUGCAGUUGCGCCUUAUAUCAAACUCAAACCGGUUCACAACAUGGAAGGUUAGGAGAUCAUUUCAGCCUGCAAUAAGAGGCCAAGCCAUUCUAACCCCAGCAACACCACCCACCACCAAAAAGCGGGUAUUCACUUUUGGCAAAGGUCGAAGUGAAGGAAACAAAGCCAUGAAGUCUUUGUUGGGAGGAAAGGGGGCCAACCUGGCAGAAAUGGCAACCAUUGGCUUAUCUGUGCCUCCUGGACUCACUGUAUCAACAGAAGCAUGUCAAGAAUAUCAACAGAAUGGGAAGAAGAUACCAGAUGACUUGUGGGAGGAGAUACUUGAAGGCCUGCAUUUUGUGGAGAAUGAAAUGGGGGCCUCUCUUGGGAAUCCUUCAAAACCUCUCCUCCUUUCCGUGCGCUCUGGUGCUGCGAUUUCCAUGCCUGGAAUGAUGGACACAGUUCUCAACCUUGGAUUGAAUGAUGAAGUGGUUGCUGGUUUAGCUGCAAAAAGUGGAGAGCGGUUUGCUUAUGAUUCUUAUAGACGUUUCUUAGACAUGUUUGGAGGUGUUGUAAUGGACAUUCCACACUCAUUGUUUGAGGAGAAGCUAGAAAAACUAAAGAAUACGAAAGGCGUUAAACUUGACACUGAUCUAACAGCCUCUGAUCUCAAAGAUUUGGUUGAGCAGUACAAGAAUGUCUACCUUGAAGCUAAGGGAGAAAAGUUUCCCUCAGAUCCAAAGAAGCAGCUAGAGUUAGCUGUUAAAGCUGUUUUUAAUUCUUGGGAUAGCCCAAGGGCUAUUAAGUAUCGGAACAUUAAUCAGAUAAUUGGGCUAAAGGGAACUGCCGUAAACAUUCAAUCCAUGGUGUUUGGUAACAUGGGGAAUACUUCAGGAACUGGUGUCUUGUUCACUAGAAAUCCAAGCACAGGGGAAAAGAAGCUUUACGGGGAAUUUUUGAUUAAUGCUCAGGGUGAGGAUGUAGUUGCUGGAAUCAGGACACCUGAAGAUUUGGAGACCAUGAAAACUUGCAUGCCUGAAGCUUAUGAGGAACUUGAGGAGAACUGUGAAAUUCUAGAGAAACAUUACAAGGAUAUGAUGGAUAUUGAGUUCACUGUUCAAGAAAAUAGGUUAUGGAUGUUGCAAUGUCGAAGUGGAAAACGCACUGGUAAAGGUGCAGUCAAAAUAGCUGUAGAUAUGGUUAAUGAGGGGCUUGUUGAUAUUCGUUCUGCAAUCAAGAUGGUAGAGCCACAGCAUCUUGAUCAGCUUCUCCACCCACAGUUUGAGGAUCCAUCUACUUACAAGGACAAAGUGAUUGCCAAUGGCUUGCCUGCAUCCCCUGGAGCUGCAGUAGGGCAGAUUGUGUUCACUGCUGAUGAUGCUGAAGAAUGGCAUGCACAAGGAAAGAGUGCCAUCUUGGUGAGGACAGAGACAAGUCCAGAGGACGUUGGGGGUAUGCAUGCAGCUGCUGGAAUCUUGACAGCAAGAGGUGGUAUGACAUCUCAUGCUGCUGUUGUGGCCCGUGGAUGGGGAAAGUGUUGUGUGUCUGGCUGUUCUGAUAUCCUUGUAAAUGACAAUGAGAAGGUGGUUGUAAUUGGAGAUAGGGUGAUAAUGGAAGGAGAAUGGAUCUCACUGAAUGGAUCCACGGGUGAGGUGAUACUGGGAAAGCAGCCACUUUCUCCUCCGGCUCUAAGUGAUGAUUUAGAAACUUUCAUGUCUUGGGCUGAUGAAAUAAGGCAUCUGAAGGUUAUGGCGAAUGCUGACACACCUGAAGAUGCAAUAACAGCUAGAAAAAAUGGUGCCCAAGGGAUUGGGCUUUGCAGGACAGAGCACAUGUUUUUUGCUUCAGACGAGAGGAUAAAGGCUGUGAGAAUGAUGAUAAUGGCCAUUACAACGGAACAAAGAAAAGCUGCAUUGGACCUGUUGCUACCUUAUCAAAGAUCAGAUUUUGAGGGGAUCUUUCGUGCAAUGGAUGGUCUCCCAGUUACAAUUCGAUUGUUAGAUCCUCCACUUCAUGAAUUUCUUCCAGAAGGGGACCUGGAGCAAAUUGUCAGUGAGCUAACUUCCGAGAUAGGAAUGAAAGAAGAAGAAAUCUUUUCUAGGAUAGAAAAGCUAUCAGAAGUGAAUCCCAUGCUUGGUUUUCGAGGCUGCAGGCUGGGGAUAUCAUACCCAGAACUGACGGAGAUGCAGGCCCGUGCAGUCUUUCAGGCUGCUGUUUCAGUGAGUAACCAUGGCAUUACAGUUCUUCCAGAGAUAAUGGUUCCACUUAUUGGUACACCUCAGGAAUUAAGGCAUCAAGUGAAUUUAAUAAGGAAUGUUGCCGAGAAAGUAUUCUCUGAGAUGGGUUCCUCUUUAAGAUACAAGGUCGGAACUAUGAUUGAAGUUCCGAGAGCUGCGUUAGUUGCAGACGAGAUUGCAAAGGAAGCAGAGUUCUUUUCAUUUGGAACCAAUGACCUUACCCAAAUGACAUUUGGAUACAGUAGAGACGAUGUAGGCAAGUUUCUUCCUAUAUACUUAUCCACUGGGAUUCUGCAGAGUGAUCCAUUCGAGGUACUUGACCAAAAAGGUGUGGGUCAACUCAUCAAGAUUUGUACAGAAAAGGGUCGUGCUGCUAGACCAAACUUAAAGGUUGGAAUAUGUGGAGAGCAUGGUGGGGAGCCUUCUUCUGUUGCAUUCUUUGCCCAAAUUGGACUUGACUAUGUUUCAUGUUCUCCUUUUAGGGUUCCAAUCGCUAGGCUUGCAGCAGCUCAAGUUGCAGUUUAAGAAACAAUAUUAUCUGAUGAUGAUAUAUGAGAGGGUCAACUGCCUCCUGUCCAGGGCAUGACUCUCUACAACUGUAAAUAAUUGGGCUUAUAAGCCCAUACGCAUAAAAAAAAAAAAUGGAGGUUUAUAUGAGGAGAUCCGAUGAAGGAAGGCUACUAACAUAUUUAUAGAACUGAAAGCAAAGGGAAAUUAAUAAGGAAAUCUUUGCAAAUAAAAAUAAAAAAAGAGAGAAAACAUUGUGUACAAAAAUUCAUACAAUGUUUCUCUUAUAUUUUGAUUGCAUAAUGUGUCUUCAACUCAUGUAUUUGUUGUAUGAGACAUUAGUGUUGACAUAUAGGUAUAGCUUGUCAUAAAAUAAUUGUGUAAAAUUCUUGUACAUGUUCUAUUCUAUCACUAAUAAAA
Molecule: messenger RNA, 3468 nt
Organism: Gastrolobium bilobum
Lineage: Eukaryota; Viridiplantae; Streptophyta; Magnoliopsida; Fabales; Fabaceae
Product: pyruvate, phosphate dikinase, chloroplastic
Exons: 20
Coding region: 181-3066 (961 amino acids)
Biological process (GO): pyruvate metabolic process; phosphorylation
Molecular function (GO): ATP binding; kinase activity; pyruvate, phosphate dikinase activity
Source: RefSeq, a predicted model, not a curated record